This is a messenger RNA of Aspergillus lentulus, 3678 nucleotides long. RefSeq names its product karyopherin MSN5. The record is from RefSeq and is a predicted model, not a curated record. Gene Ontology annotation, biological process: RNA export from nucleus; protein export from nucleus. Gene Ontology annotation, molecular function: RNA binding; nuclear export signal receptor activity. Lineage: Eukaryota; Fungi; Ascomycota; Eurotiomycetes; Eurotiales; Aspergillaceae. Gene Ontology annotation, cellular component: cytoplasm; nucleus; RNA nuclear export complex.
AUGGCCGCCCAAGAUGAGCUCUCAGAAGGCGGCAUGGCUGACCUCGUUCGGGCACUGGAGCUCAUCCAUAGCCCUUCGUCGACAAAUGAGCUCCGCAGGCAAGCCCUGACCUUUGUGGAGUCCCAAAAGGAAAGCAAGCUAGCUGCUCGUAAUGGGUUCCUUCUGGCUUCACAGGUAGAAAACACUCCCUUGGUCCGCUAUUUUGGCUUAACGCUCUUGGAUCAUGUUCUGCGUCACACGUCUUUCACCUCCGCAGAUCAGGUGGCUAUCCUUAGAGACUUUGUUCUCAAGCUUGCUGAGUCAAUCCGGCCAGAGGACCCGGCCUAUUACCGCAACAAGCUCCCGCAGUUAUGGGCAGAGAUUGCUAAGAGAAGCUGGGGCCUGGACUGGUUGGCAAUGGACGAGAUUCUUGUGCAGUUUUGGGGAGCCAGUCUUGUACACAAAGAACUUGUUCUGUCUAUUCUGGAAACAUUGUCAGAAGACAUCUUCUACCGCGAAGACACUGUCUCAUCCUUGCGAGGAACAGAUCUUAACAGAGCCCUAGUGGAGAUAUGCACACCGCUGUCAGUUUUUGAGGAAAUCUAUCCAAAGCGCGAGCACCAUGUUGAGCUUCGGUGUGGGACCGAGGGCUGGCUCGCAAGGACAUGCGAGUUCCUUAUCUACUGUGUUGAGAACCUGCGAGCUUCCACGCAGGCCAGAGACGCAGCGCUCAAAGCUCUUGCAACAUUGAAGUCCAUCUUGGUCUGGGCAAUUCCCAAGGCCAUCAUAUCCGCAAAUUGUGUCUCGAGUAUCGCAAGGUCUCUUACCUGCAGCGAUGAGCAGGUGUUGUUGGCUGCCGUCGAAGCACUGCAUGCUCUUUAUAGCAGGUCGAAUUUCGAAAUCGAAGACUUCCAGCCUCUUGUGCACUUGAUGUACGAAACAGAGUACUUGACUCUUUUACAGAAAUUGUACGAGUGGUCCGUCGUUGAACCCGACGACAUCGAUGAUACUAGGUACACGAUUUCGAAGAAACUAUCCGAGAUGCUCUCGUACCUUGCGGGGUUCCUUGAGGAGAAGGGCUUCUCUUUUGAGACCGCACAUGGCAUGAACCUCACUUUCUUUUUCCACCUCCUGAUCAGCGUCAUUCAGAACCAAAGCUUGACCGUGUCGAUACCUGUCCUUCACGUAUGGUGCAAACUACUUGCCUCCGAGAGGAUCGGGAACACCGAUCUGGUAACUGGGUUGAUUCCCCCUUUGCUUAGCAUAUGUACUGAACGACUGAUCCGCUGGGAAUCACUACCGGCGGACUCUGAUAAUCCUACAGUAGUCUUUCUGAAUGAAGACAUUGAUACAGUCCCAGAACGGCAUGCUUUUGUUGGAAACUACAGAAGAUAUUGCUCGUCGAUCAUCGAGACUAUUGUUCAGAAAAGACCACAAGAUGCUAUUCCUCAUAUUCUCGCGGGCGUUGAUGCAAACUUGGACAAUCUCUACAAUGGGGUUGAGCCAUUUGACGUGAAAACGUUCUCCAAGAACUCUCUUCCGUUGAUGCGCGCCGACACUCAAUUCGCUGUUGUGGAAGCUACACUCAAGGGUUAUAACAAAUGGGUUUCAGCUCAUGGCAAAAUGCCUCAACAGGACGAGCAGAAACGAAUAGACUUGGAAAGCGCGCUUGAGACAUGGGCUUUGAGUCUGAUGCAGAGGAACUACGAGGACCCUAUUUUGAAACAGCGUAUCAUCAAGCUUAUCGUUGACAUCUCAUCGAGGGCUCUUGACAAGAAUCCCAGCUUUUCACUUAAAGUCCUUGAGCAUAUUCUCAUGACUCGUCUUCCUGACUUGGUUGAAUACCCGGCUUACUCGGAAGCUGUGAAGGAACUACAUGGUCUGGCCAGCCAUGAACUCCGACGUCUGGCUAUGCGCUAUGCUGACUAUUUCUCUACAUUCUACGAUCUGCUGGAGCCGAAAAUCAAGGAAAUCACCAUGGCCAACCGGGUGGACGACAAACUCCACAUGGAGCAUACCUCAAUCCUCCUGAUUAUCAUGCAACGUGCCAACAACGUCGAUCCAUAUCUGCGUGAAACCCGGCUGAAGUCCUUUCUGGAACCUAUCAGGCAGGCCUGGCAAGAAGAAGAAUUUCGGAGCACAAGCUCCUCGUUUGAGGGCUUCUGUGACAUGCUUGGGCUGCAAAAUGUUGGGCCCUAUAUGCGAAAGAACCAAGCGCAGAAGCUGGAAGACUGGUCCGCAGUCCCGCUGGAUAAUGAGGGGAAGCAGAUUCAGGAAACUAUGACGAGAAAGUUUCAGCAACUGCCUCUGAGGGGAACCAAGACCAUGCUCGCAGUCUCUACGGAGAAAUUGAAGAAGACCGAUCUUGCUUAUGAUUUUGCGUGCAAUAUCUGGCACGACAUCAUUCCCAUCAUCUUGCCGGUAUUUAAUGCUCAUGCCUUCCACAAUCCGGCGAACUGGGGUGGCCUGCCUGAUGAUAUGCGAGGGGUCGUCGAACGUAUUCUGACCGACCGGUUCUGGCAGGCAGGCAUAUCUACUGGCAGCCGCGACGAGUUCUAUGCGAAGAUCACUGCAUCGCGGUCUUCGCUCGAAGGGUUCGCUUCCUCCGUUCGAGGUAAGGUUCGGGCUGUCCGGGAAUCCUGCUACUCAAUGCUGUUCAGCAUGAGCAGACUGAGAGAGCAUUUCUAUGGGUUUGCAGAACUUCCAGGACCUCUCUCGCAAGCUCUCUUUAAGGACUCACCCCAUUUAUCCUCACACCAAUUCUCUGUUCUCCUCAAUAUUUCCAGGUGCUUGAUCGACGAUUGCCCUGUCCGUUUCCGAGCACAGUUCCUUCCUCCUAUGUUGGCAACGCUCUUUACCAACAUUGACAGGAAAGUCACAGCGGAAUGGGACCUUAUCGAGCAACGCAAAGAGGGACUUGCGGACGGGGAUUUGACUGACGAAAUGAAGUCAGAAAGUAUCCUUCGCCAGCUGACUUAUUCUGCGGUGCUCAUGGUAGCAAGUCUUUUGGAUCCGCAGAGAGGCGAUCCGGACGAGGAGCCAGCUGAGCCUAGCGCGCCGCAGCCACCUCCAGCACUUUCCGACUCGAUUCGGCACUUUGUUCUUUCUUCGCCGGAAAUAUUCGAACCUGUCAUGCUCUUCUGUACACAUGCGCUUCGCAUGCGGGAUACGAGAUGCUGUAGCAUCAUCACUCGUGUUAUUCGAUCGAUCUUGCAGGACUUCGCGCCUCCAAAUCACAGCCCAACUAUAGUCACGAUCCGCGAGUUCAUUUCCUCGGAGGUUCUCAAGGCCUGCAUUACAUCCGUGCAUGAGCCUUACUUUGUUGACAUGCAGAAAGACUUAGCCCAGCUGAUCGCCUCAAUUUGGGUUCUCUAUGGCUCGAGUAGCCCAACACCACGCUCGGUGAUCCUCAGCCUUCCUGGAAUGGAUGAACAACGGGUGGCAAGUACGGAAGCCGCGCUUCUACGAUCAACGGCAGCGCGGCAGCAACGUGCGCUCGUGCUAGACCUUCUUGAAGGCCUCAGGGGCGUGAGUAUUGCCGAGCAAGGCAAGAUCUUGGGCUCCCGGGAAGAACGCCGCAAGGCACGGAGUGCCUUGCAAGAGAGAUAUAUGAGCAACGAGAUGGAAGGCCAACAAAUCAGCAAAGUCGACAUCAAUGACGGACCUGAUUUGGGUGGUGUUGCCGACAUGUUUGGUUAG